CGCACAGUGGCUCCGCGCCCCGCCCCGCGCCGCCCCCGCCCCCGCGCCAUGGAGCACUUCAUCGAGACGGUGCGCAAGUACCCCUGCCUGUGGAACACCACGGCGAUCGAGUACCGCGACCAGGAGCUGAAGGACGCCGCGUGGGCCGAGGUGAUGAAGGAGACGGACCUCUCGUCGGCGAAGGAGGUGAAGUUGAAAUGGAAAAAGCUGCGCGACAGCUACCGCGACGCGCUCAAGCGGCAGAGCGAGAUGCUGGCUAAGGAGCCGGGCAACCCCGCCAAGAAGAACUACCCGUGGAAGUACAUGGGGCUCAUGCAGUUCCUGCAGCCGCACAUGAGCGUGCGCAAGAAGCCGGCGGCGGGCGGCGGGCCGUCGGCGCCGGCGGGGCUGCCGCCGCCCGCCAACGGCGACGCGGCUUCCAGCGACGAGUCCUCGUCCGAGCCCGACUCCACGCCGCGCACCAGCGCCGAGCGCCUGUCCGUCAUCGACCGCAAGCUGGACUUCCUGUGCAAGGCGCAGGCCCGGGCGCCCGCCGCCCGCCGGCCCGGCGCCGACGAGCGCAAGCGCGCGAGCCCCGACCCGCUGGACGUGUUCUUCGACGGCAUGUGCCAGUCCACCAAGCGCCUGCCGUUCCCCGCGCAGAUCCGCAUCCGGAAGACGCUGUUCGGCGCCGUCAUCGAGGCGGAGGAGGCGCUGGUGGCCGAGCAGCAGAGCUACGCGGCGCUGUGGGCGCGCGGCGCGGGCUCGUCCAGCAGCGAGCCGCCCGCCGACGGCGACGACCGCAAGCCCUCCUGAGCCGCGCCGCCGCGCCGCAGUCGCGCGCCCUCCGCCCCGCCCGCCGGCUCCUCCGGCGGCUCCUCCUCCAGCGACGACGACUCGGCCUGAGGACGGCGCCGGCGACGCCCGGUGGCCGGUGUUUCGCACCGAAUCAAGCGCGGGUUCACAGCGAUAACGCGCGCUAUAAUUACAUGGGCACAUGUAUUUUAGCUCAGAGACGCGUUGUUUAUAGUAUUAUGCUACUGAGCAGGGUAAUUUGCAUGAUGUUAAUAAAAUUUAAAUGAUGGAACUUGAGUUCCAUUGACGUGUAGCGACUUUUCGGACGCACUCACCGAUGAGUGCACAGUGUACCAAAAUUUUAUCGAACCGUUUUAAUAUUCGAAACGCAGGAUGAAAACUCCCUAGUGCCAAUUUUGUAUGAUUUUGGAAAAAACUUACACUCUAAAGUACCACAAUUUCUUUUUAAGUACAAAAAUUAAUAUAGCUCAAAAAAACGAAAUAUUUUUUGUGUGAAUCCUUCAGAAAUUUAAAAAAAUAUUUAUGGUACUUUGAUGCUUUUCUGUAACACGCCCGUAAGUUAGAAAACCGAAAUUUUCUUAAAACAAAUAUAACUUUUUCCUUAGUUAUUUCGCGUUAUUUGAUAGGAUCCACGUAGGACCUGAAGACCAUUUGCUAAGUUCAUUUGAAACGUAGGAUUUUACAAGAUUUCGAAACACUGCGCUGUGUGAUAAAUACCAAGUUAUUAGAUUAUUUUUUUACUGUAAUAAAAAAUAAAUUAGAUCGCUCGCUCCGUGCAGCCAAAUUUGUCGUGGAAAUUGUCAUUAGGUACAUACAUCAUACACCUCAUGGAUGAAUGACAUGAGUGAAGUUACAUCAAAAACGUGGGGUGCGAGUCAUGUACCCAGUUUACUACAAGUUUAGGUAGGUACUUAAUUCGGGUAUUGUACAGUGUCAAGAGCACGUCCAAACACGUCAAUUUUGACAAGUGCCAAGUUUCACUGUGUUCUUGACGAAUGUGAAGUGUCAUCGCGAGUACUGUGCAAACUUAUUAUGCGUUACUCGUAGUUUUAAAGUUUGUAACAAAUUUUGUCACUAUCAGCAAGAUUCUAAAAAAAAACCCUGAAAAGGCUUUAGAGGAAAGGAGAAUGCCACAUUAACUCGCGCCCUUUUAUUAAUAUAACAAUCUAAUCAGUACUUUUUCAAAACUUGUUUGUAUUUCGUAGCGUUCCAAAAUGUACAUAUAAUAAAGAAAGUCGGGCAGUAUAGCCGGGUCUUCACUUUACGAGUGGUGCACUCGUAGCGUGUAAACAUGAUCGCACCCCUCAUUAAAGAAUGGAAUAAGUGGAGUUACGUCAAAAAUGUUUAUUGCUCUAUUAGAUACAAAAAAAAAUAUAACUCAGAAUUGGAAAGUGGGUACUUUCCAAUUCUUGUAACUCUAUCGCCAAUAUUAGUCGGAAGAAUUGAAGGGGACAAAAUUAGUAAAAAUUUUUGACGUAAGGAGUGCGAUUGUAAUUCGAGCGCCAUCGGGCAUCGGCAUCCAAUCACUAUACGCUACGAGUACCGUCCGAGUAGAUAUCCGAGUGGACUCGGUACGAGCGUACUCAUUCUAAUUAUAAGCAGUUGAUAAGUAGGUAAGUAAAGGUACAUUAUCGACUAGGUUUGCUAGUUUUUGUUAGGAAACUGAUAUUAUCGAAUUUGUAAAAUGUUAUUAAAAUUUGAUUUGUUAUAGGUAGACCAACAUUCUUACAUUGGUUAAAAAGAACCGAGAUCAUUAUCUUUGUGAUUAUUCUAUUCAAUACGAUGUCAGGAAAUAUAAAUGAUGUUAAAUAAAAAACAAACCAC
Messenger RNA from Hyposmocoma kahamanoa, 2619 nucleotides. RefSeq lists its product as uncharacterized. The transcript has 2 exons. The record is from RefSeq and is a predicted model, not a curated record. Gene Ontology annotation, biological process: regulation of transcription by RNA polymerase II. Gene Ontology annotation, cellular component: nucleus; transcription regulator complex. Lineage: Eukaryota; Metazoa; Arthropoda; Insecta; Lepidoptera; Cosmopterigidae. The coding region runs from base 49 to 795 and encodes 248 amino acids.